AUGCCCAACCCUGAAGAUUACGCCGUCGGCUGGAUCUGCGCCGUAGGGACCGAGUAUGUUGCUGCCCAAGAAUUUCUCGACGAAGAGCACGACCAACCGGAGUUUGUGUCCACAAACGACACCAACGACUACGCUCUUGGUAGAAUCGGCAAACACAACGUUGUCAUCGCGGUGUUGCCAGACGGUGAAUAUGGAACACCUUCUGCGGCCAGUGUUGCGACGAACAUGCUCCAUAGCUUCCCAAAUGUUAGGAUAGGUGUACUGGUCGGCAUUGGCGGCGGCGCACCAAGUCCGAAGCACGACAUUCGUCUUGGCGACAUCGUGAAUCAGGCCUUCCACAACACGCGAUUUUUGAACCAACCCCCGACGGCUCUGCGGACUGCGUUGACGGGAAUCCAGGCUCAGUAUAAGAGGAAAGGCCAUCAGCUUGAAGCCGCUGUCGACACCAUUCUUGAGAAGAACCCAAGACUACUACAGGAAUACAAGCGACCUGCGCCUGACACUGAUAGGCUGUUUAAGGCCGAAGUUGCUUGCGACUCGAGAGGGUGUGCUGCGUUCUGUGCUGCCGAACAGUCGAAUAUGGUAUCACGCCGUAAGCGGAGGACAGACGAGGAUAAUCCGGCAAUUCACUAUGGCCUUAUCGCCUCCGCCAACCAGGUGAUGAAAGACGCUACAGUUCGGGAUAAGCUUGCAGCUGAGAAAGAUGUUCUUUGUUUUGAAAUGGAGGCGGCGGGGUUAAUGAAUCACUUUCCUUGUCUUGUUAUUCGCGGAAUAUGCGACUACUCAGACUCGCACAAGAACAAGGAGUGGCAGGGCUAUGCAGCUAUGGCGGCUUCUGCAUAUGCGAAAGAUCUUCUCAGUCGAAUAGCUCCAAAUAGGGUUGUGGGGGUUUAUGUCCCUGAAGUUCCCCAAACCUAG
Messenger RNA from Pochonia chlamydosporia 170, 918 nucleotides. RefSeq names its product G-protein beta WD-40 repeats containing protein. Bases 1 to 918 code for a protein of 305 amino acids. NCBI's taxonomy places the organism in Eukaryota, Fungi, Ascomycota, Sordariomycetes, Hypocreales, Clavicipitaceae. Gene Ontology annotation, molecular function: catalytic activity. Gene Ontology annotation, biological process: nucleoside metabolic process. The transcript is spliced from 2 exons. The record is from RefSeq and is a predicted model, not a curated record.